AAUAACACACAGUCCUUCAGUAGAAGCAGACAGUGUGUGAUUCAGCUGCAGCCCUCUCCCCCCUCACUCCAUCCAUUCACUGCUCUGAAGACAGAUCCACUGAGCACUGAGGCUGCAAACUUCUUCCAAGCUCCCGGAUUUACUCCUCUCCUAAGAUGUUGUCACUCUGGACUGCAUUUCUUCUGGGCACAUCAUGUCUUCUUCUCCCUUCAUUGUCUGAGCCUGACAACCUAAAGGUGAAACAAAGAGCCCUUCGUCAGAAAGACCUGGAAAUCGUAGACAGAUACAAUGGAUUGUGCAUGCAAGGCAGUAUGGGUCUUCCUGGGCGAGAUGGUACUCCAGGAGCUAACGGAAUUCCCGGAACACCUGGCAUUCCGGGACGUGAUGGUGCGAGAGGAGAGAAAGGAGAAUGUAUGAGAGAGAGCCUGGUGGAGCCAUGGACACCUAACUACAAACAGUGCGCCUGGAGUGCCUUAAACUACGGCAUAGACCUGGGCAAAAUCACGGAAUGUACAUUCACGAAGAUGCGCUCACAAAGUGCCCUGAGAGUUGUGUUCAGCGGCUCUCUGCGCCUGAAAUGUAAGACCGCCUGCUGCCAGCGCUGGUACUUCACUUUCAAUGGAGCCGAGUGUUCUGGACCCCUCCCCAUCGAGGCCAUUAUAUAUCUGGACCAAGGCAGUGUGGAGUUCAACUCUACCAUAAACAUCCACCGAACUUCUACAGUGGAAGGUCUGUGUGAAGGGAUUGGCGCAGGGCUGGUUGAUGUUGCGGUCUGGGUGGGGACGUGCGCAGAUUACCCCAGAGGAGACGCCUCCACCGGAUGGAAUUCUGUAUCUCGGAUCAUUAUCGAGGAACUGCCCAAAUGAAGCUCAUCAGAGGGUAGAAAAUAGGAGCGCAAUAUCUUUGUGACAAUUAUAAAUAAUCAGCUCUUAUUUACCAGGAGAAAAAACUCCCCGUGACAUAGCUGUAGUCAAAUGAUUUUGUAUUCCAGUUCUGAUAUUGUUUUCAAGUAUGUUUUUAAUAAAAAAAAAAAUAUCCCA
This is a messenger RNA of Rana temporaria (common frog), 1040 nucleotides long. RefSeq names its product collagen triple helix repeat containing 1 (gene CTHRC1). The coding region runs from base 156 to 866 and encodes 236 amino acids. The record is from RefSeq and is a predicted model, not a curated record. The transcript is spliced from 5 exons. Lineage: Eukaryota; Metazoa; Chordata; Amphibia; Anura; Ranidae.